Messenger RNA from Suillus bovinus, 1383 nucleotides. RefSeq names its product translation elongation factor EF-1 alpha. The transcript has 8 exons. Gene Ontology annotation, biological process: translation; translational elongation. The coding region runs from base 1 to 1383 and encodes 460 amino acids. The record is from RefSeq and is a predicted model, not a curated record. Lineage: Eukaryota; Fungi; Basidiomycota; Agaricomycetes; Boletales; Suillaceae. Gene Ontology annotation, molecular function: GTPase activity; translation elongation factor activity; GTP binding.
AUGGGAAAGGAAAAGACUCACGUUAACGUUGUCGUCAUCGGUCACGUCGAUUCUGGUAAAUCUACUACCACUGGUCACUUGAUCUACAAGUGCGGUGGUAUCGACAAGCGUACUAUCGAAAAGUUCGAAAAGGAAGCUGCUGAGCUCGGCAAGGGUUCCUUCAAAUAUGCAUGGGUGCUCGACAAGCUAAAGGCUGAGCGUGAGCGUGGUAUCACGAUCGACAUUGCUCUGUGGAAGUUCGAGACCCCCAAGUACAUGGUUACCGUCAUUGAUGCCCCAGGACACCGUGAUUUUAUCAAGAACAUGAUUACUGGUACCUCCCAGGCUGACUGUGCUAUCCUCAUCAUUGCCGGUGGUACUGGUGAGUUCGAGGCUGGUAUUUCCAAGGACGGUCAGACCCGUGAGCACGCCCUCUUGGCGUUCACCCUUGGUGUGCGUCAGCUUAUUGUUGCCGUCAACAAGAUGGACACGACUAAGUGGAGCGAGGACCGUUUCAACGAAAUUAUCAAGGAAACUUCCACCUUCAUCAAGAAAGUCGGCUACAACCCCAAGGCCGUUGCAUUCGUCCCCAUCUCUGGCUGGCACGGUGACAACAUGUUGGAGGAGUCCCCUAACAUGCCAUGGUACAAGGGCUGGACCAAGGAGACCAAGGGUGGUGUUGUUAAGGGAAAGACCCUCCUCGACGCUAUCGAUGCCAUCGAACCUCCCGUCCGUCCUUCUGACAAGCCCCUCCGUCUUCCCCUCCAGGAUGUUUACAAGAUCGGUGGUAUUGGCACUGUGCCCGUGGGUCGUGUCGAGACUGGUGUCAUCAAGGCUGGCAUGGUCGUCACCUUUGCUCCUACGAACGUGACCACUGAAGUCAAGUCCGUUGAAAUGCACCACGAGCAACUUGUUGAGGGUCUUCCCGGAGACAACGUCGGUUUCAACGUCAAAAACGUUUCGGUCAAGGAUAUCCGUCGUGGCAACGUUGCUUCUGACUCCAAGAACGACCCUGCCAAGGAAGCUGCUUCUUUCAAUGCUCAGGUCAUCGUCCUCAACCACCCUGGUCAGAUCGGUGCUGGCUACGCUCCAGUGCUUGACUGUCACACCGCCCACAUUGCUUGCAAGUUCGCCGAGUUGAUUGAGAAGAUCGACCGUCGGAGUGGAAAGUCCCUCGAGGCUGCCCCCAAGUUCGUCAAGUCUGGUGAUGCUUGCAUUGUCAAGCUUGUUCCCUCUAAGCCCAUGUGUGUCGAAUCCUACAACGAAUACCCACCCCUGGGUCGUUUCGCUGUCCGUGACAUGAGACAGACUGUUGCUGUCGGUGUCAUCAAGUCGGUCGAUAAGACUGACAAGUCCGGCGGAAAGGUGACGAAGUCUGCGGAGAAGGCCACCAAGAAGAAGUAA